This is a messenger RNA of Drosophila elegans, 1642 nucleotides long. RefSeq names its product NKAP family protein CG6066. Gene Ontology annotation, cellular component: nucleus. NCBI's taxonomy places the organism in Eukaryota, Metazoa, Arthropoda, Insecta, Diptera, Drosophilidae. The record is from RefSeq and is a predicted model, not a curated record. The transcript has a single exon. Gene Ontology annotation, biological process: regulation of gene expression. Gene Ontology annotation, molecular function: chromatin binding. The coding region runs from base 77 to 1471 and encodes 464 amino acids.
UGGGCUAUCGUAUCCUGCUCACCCCUAAUUUGUUUUGCAUUUUCCGGUGAAAUUGUUGAAAAAUUAUAUUUUCGACAUGCGUUCACGCAGCAGGAGUCGCAGCAGACAAAGGGAACGCCGCAGAUCCGAUUCCAGAGAUCGUUCCCGCUCGGAAAGAAGGCCAAACCACAAAUCGCAGCAACGGCGAUCGGUUUCGCGGGAGAGGGAACGAGACAGGGAGUGGGAGCUACGUAGGGAAAGGACCUCAAAUCGCAGCUCGCGUCGCUCCAGGGAAAAGGACGCAGUGCCUCGUCGACGUAGAAGCCGCUCCUCCUCCCCCAGCAGCUCCAGCACCAGCAGUGGCAGUUCCAGUUCAUCUAGAAGCCCCUCCAGAAACCGCAAAUCCCGGCCAAAAUCCGUGGAACGCUGGCCCAACGAUCGUUUCCACGAAAACAACGAUAGGCGGCAGAAUCCCUUUCGGGGAAGGGCUCCCGAAGGCAGUUUCAUUAAUGACCCAGCAGAACCAUCAACAAGAUCGCAGCACCGUGGUCGUGGAGCCCCUAACCACCAGUCCAAAGGCGACUCAAAGGCGGUAAACGCCCGCAGGAACCAGAGGGUACGCAUCGGCGAAGAGGGUGUGCCAGAUGUCUGGGGCAAGAGCCCAUCCCGGCCAGAAAGCGACGACGUGGAGCUGGUCAAGGGCUCCUACGUAGGACCCAAGAAGAAAAAGAAAAAAGGCAAGAAGAAACACAAAAAGUCUGAUAAGAAAUUCAAGAAAAAAUCUAAGAAAACCAAGAAGAAAAAGAGCAAGAAGGAGUCCAGCUCUUCGGAGGACUCCUCCUCCAGUUCAUCCAGCAGCGAGGAUAGCAGUAAUGACUCCAGCAGCUCAAGCUCCAGCUCCGAAAGCGAAAAUGAGUCCGAGGUGGAAGAUGUUUGGCUGGAAAAGACCGCCGAGGGCAUCAAGAAACCCAAGAAGAAAAAGUCUUCGGCAAGCAAAAAGGAUAAAAAGUCAAAAAAGAAGAAAAAGAAGAGAAAAUCGGAGGCGGAUAAGUCCAAGAAGAGCUCAUCAUCUAGUGGUAGCAGGUCGAAGACCAGGGACAGUGCGUCCCACAACGACGAAGAUGUUGGUCCAUCGCUGCGAACCGGCGGUAGCCUGAAUCAAAAGGAUUUCGGUAAGGCUUUGCUGCCCGGAGAAGGUGCCGCCAUGGCUGCCUAUAUAGCAGAGGGCAAGAGGAUUCCCCGCCGUGGUGAGAUCGGCCUGACCUCCGAUGAGAUCGCCAACUUUGAGUCCGUGGGCUAUGUGAUGAGCGGCAGCAGGCAUCGCCGCAUGGAAGCGGUGCGUAUCCGCAAAGAGAACCAGUUGUACUCCGCCGACGAGAAGCGGGCUCUGGCUAUGUUCAGCAAGGAGGAGCGACAGAAGCGCGAGAACAAGAUCCUCUCGCAGUUCAAGGACAUGAUCCACUCCAAGCUGCAGGCCAAAGACAAGAAGUAGGCGAACCAUUUUUCGCAUUUGUGGAUACGAGUUUAAGACUUUGAUUGAACAUAAAUCAAACGCACAUUUAGACGGACAAACUUGCACCUCCGAAUGAUCAACAUUUCAUGAAAUUGUGAACAUAAUUUAUGUAAAAAAAUAAAUGGCAUAAUUAAGAAAUUGUGAACAGCA